AUGCCCGAAAUUUCAGUGGAUGUCCUGGUCAUUGGCGCUGGCCCAACGGGCUUGGGAGCGGCCAAAAGACUGAAUCAGAUUAACGGCCCAUCGUGGAUGAUCGUCGACUCGAACGAAACUCCUGGUGGCCUCGCCUCGACGGACGUAACCAAGGAAGGGUUUCUGUAUGAUGUCGGCGGCCAUGUCAUCUUUUCUCACUACAAGUACUUUGAUGACUGCAUCGACGAGGCCCUGCCCCAAGAGGAUGAUUGGUAUACACAUCAAAGGAUAUCCUAUGUCCGCUGCAAGGGCCUAUGGGUUCCCUACCCUUUCCAGAACAACAUCUCCAUGCUGUCCAAGGAAGAUCAAGUCAAGUGCAUGGAUGGCUUGAUCGACGCCGCUUUGGAAGCCAGAAUUGCCAAUACAAAGCCCCAGAAUUUUGACGAAUGGAUUUUGCGCAAUCAGGGCGUUGGACUUGCCGACCUCUUCAUGCGGCCAUACAACUUCAAGGUCUGGGCCGUUCCUACCACCAAGAUGCAAUGUCAAUGGCUGGGCGAACGUGUAGCUGCCCCAGAUCUCAAGAAGGCCGCACAGAAUGUGAUUCUGCAAAAAACCGCAGGCAACUGGGGACCCAAUGCCACAUUCAGAUUCCCUGCCCGGGACGGAACCGGGGGGAUCUGGAUAGCGGUGGCCAACACUCUGCCGGCCGAGAAGAAGCGUUUCGGCAAGAAAGGCGCGGUCCAGAAGGUCAACGCAGAUCAGAAACAGGUGCUUCUGGAAGAUGGCACCAUCGUGAACUAUCAACGACUUAUCAGCACCAUGGCCAUCGACUUCUUGGCGGAGGCCAUGGAAGAUGAGAAGAUGAUCUCUCUGUCCAAGGGCUUGUUCUACAGCAGCACCCAUGUCAUCGGUGUCGGUCUCCGUGGCACGCGGCCCGAGCGGAUAGGUGACAAAUGCUGGCUCUAUUUCCCCGAAGACAAUUGUCCAUUCUACCGCGCCACCAUCUUCUCGAACUACUCGCCAUACAAUCAGCCACCAAAGGAUGUCAAAUUGCCGACUCUGCAAUUAGCCAACGGAUCCCGUCGACAAAGCAUGCAGGCCAAAGAAGGCCCAUACUGGUCAAUCAUGCUGGAGGUUUCUGAAUCGAGCAUGAAGCCUGUUAACCAUGAAACUCUCCUCAAGGACUGCAUCCAGGGUCUGGUCAACACCGAAAUGCUGAAGCCAGAAGAUGAAAUUGUGUCGACCUAUCACCGACGGUUUGACCACGGCUAUCCCACCCCAACGCUGGAACGAGAAGGAGUCCUGAAGCAGAUGCUCCCAGCUCUCCAAGAAAAGGGAAUCUAUAGUCGAGGCCGAUUUGGAUCGUGGAGGUACGAAGUUGGUAACCAGGAUCAUUCAUUCAUGCUCGGAGUGGAGGCUGCCGACAACAUCUGCAACGGUGCCACCGAGCUCACGCUGAACUAUCCUGACUUUGUCAACGGACGACAAAACACAGAGCGUCGCUUGGUGGAAGGAAUGCAAUUGUUUGGCAAGAAGCCCACAUCACAACCGGCCCAGAACGGCAGCGUGGUUGCGGGACGGCGAAUGACGGGGGGGAAGGCUGAACUGCGUGGAUGA
Messenger RNA from Rhinocladiella mackenziei CBS 650.93, 1596 nucleotides. RefSeq lists its product as uncharacterized. The record is from RefSeq and is a predicted model, not a curated record. Lineage: Eukaryota; Fungi; Ascomycota; Eurotiomycetes; Chaetothyriales; Herpotrichiellaceae. The transcript is spliced from 5 exons. The coding region runs from base 1 to 1596 and encodes 531 amino acids.